Molecule: messenger RNA, 2265 nt
Organism: Pomacea canaliculata
Lineage: Eukaryota; Metazoa; Mollusca; Gastropoda; Architaenioglossa; Ampullariidae
Product: S-adenosylmethionine mitochondrial carrier protein-like
Exons: 10
Coding region: 533-1402 (289 amino acids)
Biological process (GO): transmembrane transport
Cellular component (GO): mitochondrial inner membrane
Molecular function (GO): S-adenosyl-L-methionine transmembrane transporter activity
Source: RefSeq, a predicted model, not a curated record
CACCAUCCAAUCAGCCUAUUAUUCGCUGCAGGGUCUGAAUAUGGGACAGAGAAGCUUACAUGACGAAAGAAAGAUACGUUUUCUUGUGGUUCUUCUUGUUCUAAUGAAAAAAAAAAAACGACUUUCAGGUCCUUGGUACGAGAAUUUACUUCCUUCUACCCUUGUCUAUUAUUUUGAUACAGAUACACAAAUUUGAGAGAAAAAAAAAAGUUCAUCGACGAGGAUGGGAUUCGAACCCACGCGGGGAGACCCCAAUGGAUUAGCAGUCCAUCGCCUUAACCACUCGGCCACCUCGUCAUACAUACCGACGUGCCAAAGAACCUAUAUAACUUUUGCUAACGAACCGUGUGAAUGUUCAUCUGUAAAAACAAUUGCAUGCAUUUAAAAAAUGUCGAUGAAGAGAUACUUACUAUCUUUUAUUAGAUCCUGAUAUAUUCUGUGACAUUUAUAGAUGAUCAAAGGUAUUCAGUGAUAAAGUCAGCCUGACCCAGACUCAAAAAUGGAGUGACAGCUUUCACAGAAACAUUAAAAGAUGGAGAAUGAGUUAGCUGCAGAGAUGUCAGCCCAUCCAGGCACUACCACACAUUUUCGUGUUGCUCUUGCGGCAGGGGCAGCAGCAGGAACAUCUGUGGAUGUGGCCCUGUUCCCACUGGACACAAUCAAAACCAGACUCCAGAGCCAGCAAGGAUUUAGAGCAGCAGGAGGUUUUCGAGGCAUUUAUUCGGGACUUUUGUCAGUCACUCUAGGAUCUGCUCCGACUGCUGCUCUGUUUUUCGGCUCAUACGAAACAACAAAGUUCAUCUUGCAAAGGUUGUUGCCAGAGCACUUGGCUCCAGUAUCUCAUAUGGUUGCCGCUGCCACAGGAGAGGUGAUCGCCUGCUUAAUUCGUGUACCAGUGGAAGUAGUCAAGCAGCGUGCUCAGGCUGCUCCUGCCCUGUCUUCCAUCAAGAUUUUCAAACAAACUUUGGCUGCUGAGGGCUUGUAUGGACUCUAUAGAGGAUAUUCCACUACUGUUGCAAGAGAAAUUCCAUUUUCCUUCAUCCAAUUCCCACUCUGGGAGUUCUUCAAGAAGCAGUGGUCUGUGAAGACACAAAAAUCCAUUGCUGCUUGGCAGUCGUCUCUUUGUGGGGCAUUAGCUGGUGGGAUUUCUGCAGCUCUGACAACACCCCUUGAUGUCGCCAAGACACGCAUUAUGCUGGCUCAGAAAGGCAGUCCAACAGCUAGUGGCAGCUUUAUCUUUGUCAUGAGACAUAUCUACUGGGAAAACGGUGUUCCAGGGUUGUUUGCUGGAGUAGUUCCUCGUGUCAUGUGGAUCUCCAUAGGUGGUGCUAUUUUUUUGGGUGUUUAUGAGAAGGUAAAAAUUGUUCUGGAAGGAAUGAUGCUGAAUACAGUGAAGAAAUAGUGCAUGAUCUUUUGAUAUCUGCUUCAUGGCCUUCCUAAUCAGAUAGUUUCAACAUGAUCAUUAAGAAAGAAAGACGUAUAAAACCUUAUGUCAUUGUUGUGUGAUUAUCUUAUUAUGACACCAGCUAGACGAUUUAGGACAUUAAUGUGUUUUGAGCUUGUUAGGCUUCAGUCUACAAGCUCACUCUUAACUAAGAUGGUGUUAUUAGUGCUCUUGUGAACUAAAGCAGUAGCAUUUGUUGUAACAUGUUUUGCUGGAGAUUUAUUGCAGAUGCUCUGCACAUGCUGUUACCUUCUUCUCUAAAGUCAAAAAGUUAAAAAUUAUCUAUAGAGUAGUUUUCAUUUGAAGCUUCAUUCAUAAAUGUGAUUUUUAUCAUGUGUAAUGCAAACCGUUAGUUAUGAAAUACUCGUAUCCUUACUUACAUUUGCACAUUAUGCUCAAGUUAUGCCAGUAAUAGCUACACAGCUAUAUACCUCAUAGGAGGCAACAUUUACUAUUCACACUGUACAAAAGUGGGAAUUAUUUGCUUUCACAAUGCUCUAUGUACAUGCAUGUGGUGAGGAAAUGCCAAUAUGGCAAGAGGAGAGUUGAAGGCAACAAAAGGCCAUGAAAGGUGUGUACACUUAAGAUCAUAUUUUUCUUUUUGGUUGUCUGCUAAUUUUCAAUCUUUGCCAGAGAGGUGUGCCUCUUAGUAGGAAAAAUCAAUGCUCAGUCUUCCUCCUCUUGUUCACACUUUAAUGUGUAAUAAAUGUUGAGCGUCAGGCUUCGUGGACAAUGAAUUCAGUCAAGUGAUUGUUAACAGAUGAACUGAUGUAAAAUUUUGUGUAUCUGGCUGCCUUAAAUAAAAGGGAUUCAUAAACAGU